CCGUCAGUUGCACGGGUGGGUGACUUGUGUGUAUCGUCGUAGCGAUCGUGUCUCUUCCGUUUCGCACAGAAAUAUACGGAGCGAGACGACGACGCCCCCCUCGAUGUGCGUUCGGUGAAGGAGAGCGAUGAACGGAAGGAAGAGCGAAUAAUAGCAGACGCAGAGACUGAGUGAGUGAAAUUAAACGUGCGAGCGAGAGAAAGAGAACGCGUGUGCGGUGCCUCACCCGAGACCGGCACGGAUGUCGUGCGGUUAAUCAUGCUAGUCCAGCGGCCAUGGGGAUUCGUGAUGUAGCUCAAUAUACCUAGCCUAACGUUAGCUUGGCAGAGAAACGCUCUCGUGUUGAUUGUCGUAUUAAAUUGGCCCAUAACAUCGAUGCGUCGCGUAACAACGGAUCUUGACCACGUCGAGUCGGCUGCGUCUACAUGUUCAUUGUCACACGUAGAAAGAAGUUCCGUCACUGUCUACCACAAAAAGUGCCUUUUAUCGACGAUAAACUCGGUGCUCGAGCCUCACGAUUGCACGGGCAAUGAAGAAGACGACUGCCAUGUGCCGCUGUCUUAUCUGCUAGUCCUGAUGAUCACGAUACAGCGAUCUUGCGACUGAUACGUACCUUCGUUUAAUCCUUCUAUCCGGAGCAAUGAAUCGGCCGAAAGGAGCGUAUCGCAGCUGCUGUUAGACUUUGUCGCUGAAUAGUUAAAAGUUAGCAUAACCUAAAAGGAAAGAUGUCUCAGCAAAACACAAACACGGGCAAGCGUGGACGAGCACAAGGGGUCGCGAGCACCUCGGCGUCGGCUGUGUCCGCGUUGAGUAGCUCCACCGAUUUGGCGAGCCUGUUUGAGUGCCCGGUUUGCUUCGAUUAUGUGCUUCCACCCAUCUUACAAUGCCAGAGUGGGCAUCUUGUGUGCACAAAUUGCCGACCGAAACUUUCCUGCUGCCCUACUUGCAGAGGCCCGUUGGGUAAUAUACGUAACUUGGCGAUGGAAAAGGUGGCAAGUAACGUAAUGUUUCCCUGCAAGUAUUCCACCAGUGGCUGUACAGUUUCACUAGUGCAUACCGAGAAAGCUGAUCACGAGGAUACAUGCGAAUACCGUCCAUACAGUUGUCCUUGUCCAGGCGCGUCCUGUAAGUGGCAGGGAUCGCUGGAACAAGUAAUGCCUCAUCUAAUUAUGAGUCAUAAAAGUAUCACGACUCUACAAGGGGAAGACAUUGUUUUCUUGGCGACUGAUAUUAAUCUCCCUGGAGCUGUGGAUUGGGUGAUGAUGCAGUCUUGUUUCGGCCACUACUUUAUGCUAGUACUCGAGAAACAAGAGAAAUACGACGGACAUCAACAGUUCUUCGCGAUUGUACAAUUAAUCGGCUCGAGAAAGCAAGCGGAGAACUUUGCUUACAGACUAGAGUUAAAUGGGCAUAGAAGACGACUGACAUGGGAAGCGAUGCCGCGUUCUAUCCACGAGGGUGUGUCGUCUGCAAUUUUAAACUCUGACUGCCUUGUAUUUGACACCUCCAUUGCGCAACUGUUCGCUGACAAUGGAAACUUAGGAAUUAACGUUACAAUUUCUAUGGCAUGAAAAAAGCCAGAAAAAACGGUAUGAAGCGGGAGAAAAGAACAAACUAUGCCGACAUAUCGAGCAGUCUUCUAGAUGACGGGUACGCCGAAAGUACUCGGGGAUUGCCCGUUAUGCGCAGAUAACGGUUCUUUCUUAUGUUACCACAAAUGAAUAUUAACAGUACAAAGAUAUAAGGAAGCGUUCGAAGUGUGUUGGAUGACGCGAAGCAUUUGAAAUGCUCGGUACAGGACCGCGUGAGAAGCUUUAAAGUGUACUUGUAUGUGAUAUCAGCACUCACACGAUAAACACGUUUUCAGUAUAUCCAUGAUACGACUUUGAAGCUUUUACAUUCAGUACGACAUCUAAUUCCGAAAAAGAGUGUGUACCUGAUAUUUGCCGCGCGCCACCUUAUUCCCGUUCAUUUUGUAUGAACUUUUCAUCUUCGAGAAAUUUCUGACACCUUUUACUCGCGUUUCAACAUUUUUCAGUGUUUCUUAUGCGAAUCUUAAUUGCGAGAGUUUAGCCUAAUUGCUCGAAUAUAGCAUCUCACAAGUUUACACUGAAUCUCUAAUUAUCAUGUUUUAUUUGACGUCGAUACGUAUUUUUCUGUGUCUUCGUUCGUAAAAUUUAUUUCUUUUCUUUCGUAAAGUAAUACUUGUAAAAUAACGCUUCAUUCGUUGUUAAUUUCUCAUUAAGGGUCCUGUAUAUAUACGAGUCUUGUAUAUAAUGUGAUAGAUCUGGUUCUUGUUCAUAAACGCAGUAUAUCGUUUGAUUAUUCAACAACAGGAUGUAGAUAUAUGCUUUCCGCGAUUUUCUUACGCGUAGCAAUGAAAGGCAGAUCAGUUUCUCAGGAUAUAGUCGAAACGAGAUAUUAAUAUUUUUACAACAAUUGUAUCAGUGAAAAUAUUCAAUUGCAGCAAGGUUCCUGUAAGCAUGAUAUUAAAGAAAGUCAAGAGAGAUCAAAGUGAUUAAGUUGACAUUACAAAAAUACUCUCGGAAACAUUAUAUUGAAUUUUAUACUAUGUUGCAACAUUUGCUAACAUUGACAUCGGUGUAAGCUUAAUUUUAAAGACAAGAUUACAUGUUAUCGAUAUGCAUAGCGAAAAGGGAAACAUGUAUUAUAUUCGACAUCUAUCGUACUAAUAUAAAUCUCAAUGAACGUUUUCUCUUCUGCACAAAUUGCGUUAUCUUGCGUUGAUAUGCUAAGACAUAGCGUUCGAAAUUAUCGUUAAAAACUACCAACGAUGAAGAUUUUUUCUUGAUCUCUGUCAUUUAUGCUUCCCCGCGACACACCCUCCCAGAUAUGUCAGAAUUUUCCUUUGUAUUUUUGUUUCACGUAACAUUAAUAAACUUUAUAAAAGAAUAGGAUAAAUAU
This is a messenger RNA of Dinoponera quadriceps, 2925 nucleotides long. Its product is annotated as E3 ubiquitin-protein ligase SIAH1-like. The record is from RefSeq and is a predicted model, not a curated record. The transcript has 5 exons. Gene Ontology annotation, cellular component: cytoplasm. Bases 726 to 1571 code for a protein of 281 amino acids. NCBI's taxonomy places the organism in Eukaryota, Metazoa, Arthropoda, Insecta, Hymenoptera, Formicidae. Gene Ontology annotation, biological process: multicellular organism development; proteasome-mediated ubiquitin-dependent protein catabolic process. Gene Ontology annotation, molecular function: ubiquitin conjugating enzyme binding; zinc ion binding; ubiquitin protein ligase activity.